AUGAGAAGAAAUAAUGCACAAAUAGAUGUAAAUCAGGCAAAGGAGACGCCAUCAAGGCGUUCAGGAAUUUCUAAAGAUUUAGAAGGAGAAAUGCGAAAUGCUGGAGCAGAGUUAAUUAGACAAGCAUCAAUUCUUCUUGAAUUACAUAUAACAUGUUUUGGUACAGCAGAAGUAUUAUUUCAACGGUUCUAUUAUAGUGAAUCUCUUAGAAAAUUUUCAAUUAAAGAAAUAGCUAUGGGUGCCAUUUUUACAGCAUCUAAAAUUACAGAAUAUCCAAUAAAAAUAAAGGAUAUUAUAAGAAUAUUUUCAAGAUUAUUUGAUUGUAGGGAGGGAAAACCUAUGAAAGUUCUUGAAUAUUUUGAAGAAUUUUUUUAUAGGACUAGGGAUCAAAUUUUAAUAGCAGAAAUUACGAUAUUAUCAUCUUUGGGUUUUGAUACAUUUGUCGAACUUCCUUAUAGAUUAGCUAUUCAUUAUUUACAAAUAUUGGACUUAAUAAAUCAUGAAAUAAUUUUACAGAAGGUAUGGUCAUGUAUUAAUGAUGCUUUAUGUACAAGGGUUUCAUGUAUACAAAGUGCACCAUCUAUUGCUAUAGGAUGUAUUUUUAUUGCUACUAGAGAAGAGAAGAUUAAACUUCCAUAUGCAUGGUGGGAAAUUUUUGAUGUAUUUUUAGAAGAUGUGAAAUAUAUAGCAGCAAGUAUAAAAUCGUUUUAUAUAGAGGAAGAAGAACGGAAAAGGAGGGAAAGAGAAGGUAAUUUAACACCAAUAGAUUUAGAAGAAUUGGAAAAAUAUUUGAGUGAAAAAUAA
This is a messenger RNA of Pneumocystis murina B123, 804 nucleotides long. RefSeq lists its product as hypothetical. The transcript has 3 exons. Gene Ontology annotation, cellular component: nucleus. Gene Ontology annotation, molecular function: cyclin-dependent protein serine/threonine kinase regulator activity. Gene Ontology annotation, biological process: regulation of transcription by RNA polymerase II. The record is from RefSeq and is a predicted model, not a curated record. Bases 1 to 804 code for a protein of 267 amino acids. NCBI's taxonomy places the organism in Eukaryota, Fungi, Ascomycota, Pneumocystomycetes, Pneumocystales, Pneumocystaceae.